UGGAAACAUAAUUUAGCUUAAAUCCCAUGAUAAUGAUAGCCAUUUUGUGUUGGGGCCUGCGGGGGAGAUCCCUUUUGUUCUCUCCUUGCGUGAGUGCGUGAGCUUUCACCAGAACCAGAGCAUCCAUUUCUAACUUCUCUCACUUUCCACUCAUCUUCUUCCUCAAAACCCGCAAUGAUUCUGAACCUUCUCUGACUUUCAAUGUGAAUCCCCAUCUCUGUAACUCCAAACCCAUUUUGAAGAAAAUGGGUUGUUGUGUCAGUUCUUCUAGGUCUUCUAAUUCAUCCUCUCCGCCGCACCAUUCUGGAUCUGGCUCUUCCUAUCCCAAACCCACCGCCAUUGGAAACAGAGCUCCUCCGCCGCUGGAAGAAGAGUCUGUCAAGGAAGUUCUCUCCGAAACCCCCAAACCCAAAUCGUCUUUUGGGGAGAGGAAAACUGGGGAAUCCUUCUCUGGGAGGAUCAAUGGCGGAAUACCCAUUCACCCGACUGAAGAAAUUUCUGAGGUUUCUGACGUUUGCAGCUUUAGCGAAACGCUGUCUACUACGACUGUAACAGAGAAGGUGGAUGAUUACGAAGAGAUUCGUCAGAGGAUUUCCAGAUCUCCGGCGAAAUUGCCCAAAAGCCGGCCUAACUCCGAUGAUUGGGUUCUUGGAAGGGAUAGACAAGUGGGGAAAUCGCCAACGAGAAAAUCCAAUCAGUCGCCAGGCCGGAUUAACGGCGGAACUGUGAAGUUGGUGCAGAGCAGAGACAUGGCGCAAGGACUUUCCCGGCGGAGUUUAAGGCCGGAGCCACGCCUGCAUAACAGUACUGAGAAUUCAUAUCGGCGGUCGAGAUCCCCUGCCACCACCCGGAUCGACAGCGUAGCCUCGAGAACAGCGGCAGGACGGAGCCCUUCUGUCCGAAGAUCCGGAAUGUCGCCCGGACGGGAAGCAACCGGCGGAAGAGAUUAUUCCCGGAAAGAAACAGGGCAGGCUCAGCCUGCACAAAACGAAACGAUUGAGGGAAAAUGGCCAACAACAAACGAAUCCCUCGAUAACCCACUUGUUUCAUUGGAAUGCUUCAUCUUCCUCUGAUAGAACACGACGGCGUAGUUCACCGGACCGUCGAGCAGUGCCAUUCAAUUUCCUGUACUCUGUUUUUGUGAGUUCUUCAACGGUGGGGUUCCUAUUUUUGGUCUGGAAAUUGUAGUAAGCUGUAAAUAAUGAAUGUCUGAAUGGUCAAUUAAGGAAACAGGCCGUAUUGGUUAGGUGAGUCUCUGUUUUCUCUUAAAGUGAAUCUCUAGCAAUUAUGCUACAAAUUUGCACCUUUUUUCUUGCUC
Cucurbita pepo subsp. pepo (vegetable marrow) is the source of this 1318-nucleotide messenger RNA. RefSeq lists its product as uncharacterized. The record is from RefSeq and is a predicted model, not a curated record. Lineage: Eukaryota; Viridiplantae; Streptophyta; Magnoliopsida; Cucurbitales; Cucurbitaceae.